AAAAGGAAAGAUGAAGAGAGGGGAGGAAAUGGAUUUGAAGUAAUUGAGUUCAUGUAAGCAGGAAAAUAAUGUGAUUGUUUUUUGUGAACACCAGUUAUAUGAUGUGUGGCAUAUGUAAUUACAAUGUACAUGAACAUUUUUAAUUUAGUGCUCCUUGGAAGUGUAGAAUUUAGUAAUUACGGCACUGGAAACUGUACUAAUAGGUAAAAGACUGACAUGCAGAGAGCAUUGAUAGGUUACAACCAUUUGGAUGUUAAACAAAUGAAUGAGAAAAAUGUACUGUAACAGUGCAUUCACAGCUUUUGAGUCUACAUCUUGACAGCAAUUAAGAGGAUCUGCAGACAAGAUACAUACCAUAUUGAAGUUAGAAAUGAUGAAAUAGAACGGUACUAUAUGAUAGAAGAAAUAUUUAUUGUCCAGUAAUUGCGUCUAUUUUUUUAAAGACAGUGAAACAGAUAUGUUAGGAAUGGAUCAAGAAAACUGCAUUCUUAGUUGUGUUACAUUUACUUAUAGAUAGUGAAAGAUAGUCAAACAAUUUUUGCAUCAGAAUAGACCUAGUUUAGAAAACUAGCAAAAUGUUGUGGUUUACGUCAUCUAAUAUCUGGUAUUUGGUGACAAGUAGUAUUUAAUUCUUCUAAAAUGCUGUUGUCUAGACAUGAAGACAACACGCAGAGCAUUGUUCAGUGUAUGUCCAAACAUUUACUGAGGAAAAUGAAUUAAAAUUUCACAUGUAUAAAUGGUAAUUCUGCAGUUUAUAUAUGAAUGUACCAUUUUCAAGAAAACAUGUAAAGGUCUUAUUAUCUAAAGGCACAUAUACAGACCAACAAACAAGAGCGACCAUUUGAAUGUAACAUUUUUUAACAAGAAUGGGUCUAAACAUGCGUAAGUGGAUCAAGAUAAAAAUGUGAAAAGGACAUUUCUUUGCACAUACUAAGGAGCUUCCUUAUAAAUGUAUUGCAUUUAAAGAAUCAUUCUCAAGUUCUGAUACUUAGAAGAGACAUAUGGAUACACAAACAGAAGUCCCAAAAGAACGUAAAUAUGUUUGUGCUGUUUGUAGUAAAGCAUUUAUUUCGGCCCGAAACUUGCGGCAACACAUGUUUAUUCAUACUGGAGAUUUUCCAUAUAAGUGUGAUAUUUGCGGAAAGGGAUUUUCCUGUAAAUUGACUUUAAAGAGACAUGUGCCAAUUCAUACUGGAGACCGACCCUAUCAUUGUGCCAUUUGCAACAAGAAAUUUGCAAAGUUAGCUACUCUGAAAAUGCACAUGCCAAUACAUACAGGAGAGCGUAAUUAUGAAUGUAAGAUAUGCAAGAAAUCUUUCUCGAGACCAGGAACAUUGACAGUUCACAUGAGGAUCCACACAAAUGUGAAGAAGUAUUUGUGCACUAUAUGUAAGUGUCGUUUUAUUCGUUCUGAUGACUUAAAGAGACACAAGAUUAGGCAUACCGGUACUCGUGAGCAUGUCUUUAAAUGUAAGGUUUGUGAAAAAACGUUAUUCAAACUUUCCUCUGUUAAAUAUCAUAUGUUAAAGCACUCGGGAGAAUUUCCAGAUAGUCUUAAAUGUAAAAUAUGUCAAAAAGGAAUGCCAAAUUCUUACGCUUUGAAGAGGCAUAUGAUGAUUCAUACAGGAGAACGUCCCUACAAGUGUAAAAUAUGCACGAAAGCAUUCAAUCAGUCACAUUGUUUGAAAUCGCAUAUGAAUAAACAUUUAGAAAAGAGUCCAUACAGAUGUUGCAUUUGUAUGACGAAUUUUUCUUGUUCUAAAAACCUUCAAGAACAUAUGCUAAGACAUACAGGAGAGAAAAAUUAUGGCUGUCAGGUAUGUAAGAAAAAGUUUACAACUAAACAGCAGCUAACAUGUCAUUUUAUGAAUAAACAUUCAACUGAGCGCCCAUAUGAAUGUGAUAUUUGCAAGAAAACUUUCGCGCUGUCAAAAGUCUUAAAGACACACAUGUCAGUUCACAUGAAACAACUUCCAUACAAAUGUGAUAUAUGCAAGAAGUCAUAUGAUAGGAUUGAUUAUCUGGAAGCACAUAUGCAUACUCACACUGGAGAAGAUCGUUUUGCCUGUGAUAAAUGUGGAAAGAUGCUAAAAAGUUUGUGGAACCUCAAGAAACACAUGAAACGGCAUGAAAAUGAUCCUUUUAUAUGUAACAUAUGUGGAAAAACUGUUGUCUAUAAAGAAAAUAUAGAGUUGCACAUGGAACUUUUCCACUCUGAUGACAAAAUGUCUACAGAAAUUUAAAUAGUAAAUGUUAGAAUGAACGUUAAAGCAGGGCCUCCUCUGCCAUUUGCCAAUGUAGCCAAAUGCUUCAAAUUCAAAGAACUUGCUACAGAUUUUUAGCUCACCUGUCACAUAGUGACAAGGUGAGCUUUUGUGGUCACCUUCGUCCGUCGUUAGUCCGUCCGUCCGUCAACAAUUUCUUGUCUGCAAGGUAGUGGUUUCAUUUAUGAUUUUAUUUUAACCAAACUUGCACACAACUUGUAUCACCAUAAGAUCUCGGUUCCUUUCUUGAACUGGCCAGAUCUCAUAAUGGGUUCCAGAGUUAUGGCCCCUGAAAGGGCCAAAAUCAGCUAUUUUGACCUUGUCUGCACAAUAGCAGCUUUAUUUAUGAUUUGAUUUUUACCAAACUGGCACAUAACUUGUAUCACCAUAAGAUCUCGGUUCCUUUCUUGAACUGGCCAGAUUCCAGUAUGGGUUCCAGAGUUAUGGCCCCUGAAAGGGCCAGAAUUAGCUAUUUUGACCUUGUCUGCACAAUAGCAGCUUCAUUUAUGAUUUAAAUUUAAUCAAACUUGCACAAUACUUGUGUUGCCAUAAGAUCUCAGUUCCUUUGUUGAACCGGCCAGAUCCCCUAAUGGGUUCCAGAGUUAUGGCCCCUGAAAGGGCCAAAAUUAGCUAUUUUGACCUUGUCUGCACAAAAGCAACUUCAUUUAUGAUUUGAUUUUAACCUAACUUGCACACACCUUGUAUCACUACAAGAUCUUGGUUCCUUAACUGGCCAGAUUCCAUCAUGGGUUCCAGAGUUAUGGCCCCUUAAAGGUCCAAAAUUGACGUUUUUGGCUUCUGCAGCCAUAUAGAGACUUCAGUUAUGGUUUUAUUUGAUACAAACUUCCAAAAUAUCUUCAACAACAAUAAAUCUUGGAUUCCAUGACAAAUCAGAUCCAAUCGUAGUUUCCAGAGUUAUUUUAUAGCUGAUUACCUCCCCUGAUUGUAGUCAAAAUGGAUUUAUAUCAGUAAGUACUUAUAGGACUUAUUUGAAAUUUCAUUAUUGUCAUUAGUUGGACUGAGCCAAUCAGAUUAGAUAACUAUGGACUGACUUUAUGUCAGAUUACCUCCUUUUAUUUCAAAUUUAAAUGGGUAUACGGUAUCUCUGUAACUAAUGAAGAUACUGAUCCUUCUUUUGUUCACUUACAAUAAUUUUCUUUUUAAUUACAUCCCUUUUACGUUACUAUAAAAAGCUUAAUUUUAGUAACUUUUUUGUUAUUGGCUGUAGGGAAAAACCAAGACCACUUUUCUGUGGUACAACAUGGAUGGUACCUCCAAUUUUUAGGUGUAUUUUGACAUAUCUGUACCUUGUAAGAAUUUUGUUUUUCUUUUUGGUUAAAUUUCUUUCCUUUAUUGUUCCUGUCCUUUGGACUUAGAUAUUUUUUCUGAGGACCUUCUUGUCCUCAAAUGCAAUGAUAACAGGUGAGCGAUAUAGGGCCGUCAUGGCCCUCUUGUUUAAAGUAGUGACGAGAAUUAAGUUUUUAUCAGCUCAAGAACUUGAAAUUAUUCCAAUAUUAGAACUUUUCUUUAACCAUUUGUUUGCUUCCUCUUUCAACCUGUGUUGGAGUCAAAGUCACUUUAGUUUUGCAUAAGCUUGAAAGUUACAUAACCCUAGCUUGUAAUUUGUCAAAAUAUACCCCUUUUGCACUCAGAACAGUUUGAGAUGAUGACAAGUAACAUGAGUUUAGUUUUCAUUUGGUCGAAGGUAUGCUCAUUUUUUAGUUUGUUUGUUUUUAGCUCACCUGAACAGUACUGCUCAGGUGAGUUUUGUGAUCACUCAAUGUUCUGGGUCUGCAGUCUGUCUAUCUGUCAACAUUUAGCUUGUGUAUGCAACAGAGGCUGUAUUUUUCAACUAAUCUUCAUGAAAUAUUGUCAAAAUGAUUACUGUCAUAAAAUGUAGACCAAGUUAGAAAAUGGGCCAUCUGGAGUCAAAAACAAGGUCACCAGGUCAAAUUAGUGUAUGAAUAAUUUCAGUUGUUCUUCAUGAAUUUUGGCCAGAAUGAUUACCUUGAUGAAAUAUAGGCCAAGUUCGAAAAUGGGUCAUUUUGAUUAAAAAAUCUAGGUUACUAGGUCAGAUCAAAGAAAAAUCUUGUGUAUGCGAUAGAGGCUGUACUUUUCAACUGAUCUUGAUGAAAUUUUGUCAGAAUGAUUACCUUGAUGAAAUCUAGGCCAAGUUUAAGUAUGGGUUAUCUGGGUUUAAAAACUAGGUCAAAUCAAAGAAAAAUCUUGUGUAUGCAAUAGAAGCUGUAUUUUUCAGGCGAUCUUUAUGAAAAUUGGUCAGAAUGAUUGCUUUGAUAAAAUUUAGAUUAAAGUGCAAAUUUUGUCAGAAUGAUUACUGUCAUAAAAUGUAGGCAGAGUUCGAAAGUGGGUCAUCUGGAGUAAUAAACUAAGUCACUAGGUCAAAUUUAAGAAAAACUUUGUAUAUGUGAAAGAGGCUGUAUUUUUCAAUUGAUCUUCGUAAAAUUAUGUCAGAAUGAUUGUCUUGAUGAAAUCUAGGUUCUGUUUAAAAAUAGGUCAUCUGAGGUCAAAAACUAGGUCAAAUCAAAGAGAAACCUGUGUAUGCAGUAGAGACUGUAUUUUUAAUUGGUCUUCAUGAAAUUUGGUCAGAAUGAUUGCCUUGAUGAAAUCAAGGUCUAGUUUGAAUAUGGGUCAUCUGGGGUCAAAAACUAGGUCACUAGGUCAAAUAAACAAAAACAUUGGAUAUGCGAUAGAGACUAUAUUUUUCAUUUAAUCUUCAUUAAAUUUGAUCAGAAUGAUUGCCUUGAUAAAAUAUUAGUCACGUUUGAAUAUGGGUCAUCUGAGGUCUAAAACUAGGUCACAAGGUCAUAUCUAAGAAAAUACUUGUUUAAACUCCGGAGACCACAUUUUGAUCCAAUCGUAAUGAAAGUUGGCUAGAAUAUUUGUUUCCAUGCAAUCACUAGGUCAGACAUGUUUACACUGUUAUGGUGUGUUUCUCAGUUGAGCGACCUAGGGCCAUCUUUGCC
Molecule: messenger RNA, 5248 nt
Organism: Mercenaria mercenaria
Lineage: Eukaryota; Metazoa; Mollusca; Bivalvia; Venerida; Veneridae
Product: zinc finger protein 234-like
Exons: 1
Coding region: 1002-2243 (413 amino acids)
Biological process (GO): regulation of transcription by RNA polymerase II
Molecular function (GO): RNA polymerase II cis-regulatory region sequence-specific DNA binding; DNA-binding transcription factor activity
Source: RefSeq, a predicted model, not a curated record